UUGGGGAAUAUAUCUUCUUACCUGCUCAUAUAACUUCCUCUUUUUCUCAAUAAAAUCGUCACUUGUCUCCCAUGCAGUCACAGACGUUUUGAAAUUUAAUAUAUAUAUAUAUAUAUAACUCUUCUAUCUCUUAGGGUUAGGGUUUGAAUUGAAUCGAAAAGAAUCGAUGGCUCCAUCGUUGAUCUACAGCUUCAUGAUGGGAGGGACGGCUAUUCUUGCAGAGUGCCCCAAUAAACAGGAUCAGGAGGUUGUGGCUUCCCUGGCUCUGAAAUGGCUCCCGACGCUCCCCCGUUCAAUGAAUAUGGUCACUUACGACCGUGACGAUGGCUACAUCUUCAACUACCUGAUUGAUGGGAGAUUGACAUACUGUGUAGUUGCAGCUGAGGCUAUUGGUCGAGAAAUUCCUCUUGCCUUCCUCAACAAAAUCAAUAAGGAUUUUACUGGCAAAUAUUGUCGGCCGUUAGUUGAAGCACUAUUUGCAAACAGUCUGAACAAUGAAUUAGGGUCCAAAAUGAAGGUGCAUAUGGAACAUGCUGAGGUGAAAGCUGCUCAGGUUUCAAAAGACAAAGAAGUUGCAAUAGAAAACAUUGAGAAGAAUCAAGGGUUGUGCUUGAGAAGAAAAUCGAGGUCUCCAUCGAUGAUCUAUAGCUUCAUGGCGCACGAGACUGUGAUUCUUGCAGACUGCUUGCUAUAUGAGGAUAUGGCCGCUUGCAUGGCUGUGGAUAUGCUCCCUCUGCUCCCCCGUUCGAUAAAUAAGAUCACCUACGACCGUGAUGGCUACACGAUCAAUUACCUGCUUGAUUGCAACUUCACAUACUGUGUAGUCGCAACUGAGGCUAUAGGUCGAAAAAUUCCUCUUGCCUUCCUCGAUCAAAUCAAAAAGGAUUUAACUGGCCGAUUGAGUAGAGGAUUAGCUGCACCAACAGUUCCAAAUAGUCUGAACAAAGAGUUUAGGCCCAAACUGAAGGAGCGUAUGAGAUAUGCUAAGGUGAUAGCUGCUCAAGUCAGUAUAGGAAAGGAUGAUGACAAUGACGAUGACGAUGACGAUGACGAUGACAAGGACGAUGACGAUGACGAUGACAAGGACGAGGACGAGGAAGACGACGAGGACGAGGAAGACGAUGAGGAGGAGGACGAAGAUGAGAAAGAGGUUGAGGAAGACGACGAGAAUGGGGAUGAGUGA
Malus domestica (apple) is the source of this 1183-nucleotide messenger RNA. RefSeq lists its product as uncharacterized. NCBI's taxonomy places the organism in Eukaryota, Viridiplantae, Streptophyta, Magnoliopsida, Rosales, Rosaceae. The record is from RefSeq and is a predicted model, not a curated record.